Molecule: messenger RNA, 669 nt
Organism: Ambispora leptoticha
Lineage: Eukaryota; Fungi; Glomeromycota; Glomeromycetes; Archaeosporales; Ambisporaceae
Source: the annotation of a GenBank genome assembly
CUUCAUCAGCAUGUGCUUCGUUGUAGUGAUUGGCCUGCUUCUGAAAAGGCCAUUUACCUCCAAAAAAUUGCUGAAGAAAGUCUUGCGCCUCGCAAACGUGCCCAUGAUAAUGAGGAUGAUACUUCUGCUGAACAAGAUUCUGAAAACACACAUCAGCAAUCUACGCACCUUCACCAAAAUAUGAUUGGUGGACAUCUUUUAACCAAGAUGUUUUCUAAUCAUUUUCAAGAAAAGUUAAAUAUGCUUCCUUCUCUAACAGAUCUCACGGUAUCUUUAGACAGGUGGACUGAUAAUUCCAGAAACUCUAUUUAUGGUUUUAUAGCUCUUAAAGAGCGUCAGGAAAUCGUGCUGGAUAUUCUCGAUCUGUCUGCACACCGUCAUACAAGUGAUUUUCUUAAAGAGAAAGUAAAAGAAGUCUUAUUAGCAAAUGGCAUUCAAAUAUCAUCUGCUAUUUUUAUCAUUACUGAUAAUGCAUCGAACAUGGAUAAAAUGAGGCGAAUACUCAAUGAGGAAUACCCUAAUAUAAUUCCUAUUCGCUGCUGCUUACACGUUUUUAACUUGAUUGUUAAAGAUAUUAAUUAUAAAGCUGGUAAAAGGAUCAAAAAAUUAAACACGCUUUGGCAACGUUUUGUGAAACAAGAUGGUAUUCUCUUGCUAAAGUUUGUAUGG